AUCGGAUAACAUUCAUUGUAUCACCUCAAUCCAUAUUGCUUUUGAUAUAUUUCUCGCGCUUUGGGUUGUAGAGUAUAGGUGUAUGCAAUCGUUUGAGUAAUAGAGCGAAGAUUGGAAUACGCAAAAAAAAGAUGUCUAGUUACGACACGCAACUCCAUGACUUUGGGUCUCUUUUUUCGCUAAAGGGGAAGAUCGCGGUGGUUACUGGGGGAUCGAGAGGAUUGGGAUUACAUGCUGCUUCUGCUUUCCUCCAAGCCGGCUGCUCCCUCGUUUACAUCACAUCCCGAAAAGCUUCCGCCUGCGAAGCCGCUGUCUCAACUCUCAAUUCCCUUCCCAAUCUCUCUCCGGGCGCAAAAGCCAUUUCCGUCCCCGCAGACAUAUCAACUAUUGAAGGUAUCCAGCAUCUGGUAUCCGAAGUAUCAAAAACCACAGAUCAUAUCGAUAUCUUAUUUGCAAAUGCGGGAGCCACGUGGGGAGAGAAAUUCGAUACUCAUCCCGAUGAUGCGUUUGCGAAAGUGAUGAAUCUAAACGUCAAGAGUGUUUUUGGAACGGUGAGAUUAUUCGCACCUCUCCUUCAAGCGCGCGCCAGCGCUUCAGAACCCUCCCGUGUAAUUGUAACGGCCUCCGUCGCCGGUCUCGCCGUCGCUCUCCCAGGUCCCAACUCCGCAAUCGGGUAUUCUGCUUCUAAAGCUGCGGCAAUCCAUCUCACCAAGAAUCUCGCUGUCGAACUCGGUCCCCGUCAUAUUCUUUGCAAUGCCAUUUCUCCCGGAUUCUUUCCAUCGAAAAUGGCCAAUGCGCAUAUGGAGUCUAAAGGGGGAGUUGCGAAGCUGGCUAAAGCAGUGCCGGAUAGGAGAUUGGGGAAACCGGAGGAUAUUGCUGGCGCGGUGGUUUUCUUGGCUAGUAGGGCAGGAAGCCAUGUUAACGGGGCUAACUUGGUGGUUGAUGGGGGGGAAGUGUUAAGUAGAGGUGAAGCAAUUGACGAGGGUGGGGAGAAAGCGAAACUUUAGGUUGGGAGCUUCAGAUUUGUGGUUUGCAAUUUGAAUAUUAGAGCUCGCAUUUAGAGCACUGGGACAUACCUUGAAGUGUUGGGUAGAUGUAGUAUAUCUAUAAGUUUGAAAAAAAAAGUAGGCAUUUCAUCUCAAGUAGAAUAUAAAUUUGGAUAAAGAAAUAAAUUACGAGUAGUAACACCAGAUAGCAAACAAAACCCGACAUAAAAAAGCUACCACCUGUCAUGUCUUGCUCAUAAUGGGUAUCCGAUUCAUGAAAAUUAUGCCAAAGAAAAAUCUCUGCCAAAAAGAAAUAA
Botrytis sinoallii is the source of this 1303-nucleotide messenger RNA. RefSeq lists its product as uncharacterized. Gene Ontology annotation, molecular function: oxidoreductase activity. The coding region runs from base 132 to 1007 and encodes 291 amino acids. The record is from RefSeq and is a predicted model, not a curated record. Lineage: Eukaryota; Fungi; Ascomycota; Leotiomycetes; Helotiales; Sclerotiniaceae. The transcript has 3 exons.